AUGCCCUCCAGUGUCUGGCUCGAUGGUAGGGAUCAUUCCCAGGAAGCUCACAUUUACACUGGCACCCUCUGGUUCAAGGAGAGAAAGAUUUGGGAAAACUCUUGCCACGACAACACGAUCCAACUAGGCGACGCCCUCCACAAGCUUGAUCCUCAGUUUAGCAUGACUUUUGCGAGUAAGGAAAAGACACUUGAAGGACACACAAAAAGCAUUAGCGUUAGGGUUGGAGACAAUGUUAUUCUGGACAAACUCAGUACUCAUGACAAUAUGCACGAGUUGGUUGUCUCUGUUACCGCUAUCCUGGCCGCAAUUGCCUAG
Molecule: messenger RNA, 318 nt
Organism: Sclerotinia sclerotiorum 1980 UF-70
Lineage: Eukaryota; Fungi; Ascomycota; Leotiomycetes; Helotiales; Sclerotiniaceae
Exons: 1
Coding region: 1-318 (105 amino acids)
Source: RefSeq, a predicted model, not a curated record